Molecule: messenger RNA, 357 nt
Organism: Staurois parvus
Lineage: Eukaryota; Metazoa; Chordata; Amphibia; Anura; Ranidae
Source: the annotation of a GenBank genome assembly
CUGCUCAGGGAGCACGCAGCGCGGCGAUUGGCGGUGCGCUCUGUUCCUCGGACACAGCGGAUCACCGAUCACGGAAAGUGCCAAAGAUGUCGGCUCGGUCAUGUGAUCAGCUGUGUCCAAUCACAGCUGAUCACAUGGGACAUGUACACUGAUCAUCAGGGCACUGAUGAUCAGUGUGCCCUGAUGACCAGUGUAGCCUCAGCAGUGCCACCUGUCAGUGUCCAUCAGUGCCUUGUGUCAGUGCUCAGCAGUGCCACCUGCCAGUGCCCAUCAGUGCCACAUAUCAGUGCCUACCAGUGCACAUCAAUGCCACAUAUCAGUGCCCAUUUGAGCUGCCUUUCAGUGUCACCCAUGAGU